Messenger RNA from Nicotiana tabacum (common tobacco), 1922 nucleotides. RefSeq lists its product as uncharacterized. NCBI's taxonomy places the organism in Eukaryota, Viridiplantae, Streptophyta, Magnoliopsida, Solanales, Solanaceae. Gene Ontology annotation, molecular function: GTPase activity; GTP binding. The record is from RefSeq and is a predicted model, not a curated record.
CUAAAGUUAAAGUUAGAUUAUCUUAAAACAUAAAAUUAUGUUAGAAGGGCAACAAAGUGUUACAGCGAUCGCAUCUACUACAACGAAAGAGUAAGCAGUGGAAGUGAAGGAACCAAAAUGGAUCAACAACAGCAGCAGAACCCUCCAACAGUUGACGAUAAAUCGCUUGAAAAUAAACCCGGAAUCAUAAUUCUUGGAUCUCCCAACGUCGGCAAACGUACCCUUCUCUCCCGACUACUUUCAAUUGAUUCUGAAGACGCCUUUGAUUCAUCUUCUGACAUCCUAGCCUAUCCGUGGACAAUCAACACGAAGUAUUAUAAUGCUGAUGUUUCUAUUUGGGUGGCCCAUCUUCAUGAGGACUUCUCCAUUGGAGCUUUGCCAGCAUUUGACCACCUUAUUGCAUUGGUGUUGGUCUUCGAUAUUAGUGAUCUCUCAUCUUUUGUUGCGCUGAAAGAUUGGGUUUCCCGCACCGACAUCCUUACGUUUGAGAUUUUGUUGUGCAUUGGCAACAAAUUGGACCUUCUUCCUGGUCAUUCAGCUCAUGUUGAAUACAGACGACGCCUGUUAAAAAGUGCAGACUCCUCAGGUAGACCUUAUAUAGAAUUGGACUCUGGAAUUUCUGAAACAGAAGGAAGCAGCUUAUUAGGAGAUGAUGAUACAUCAUUGGAGUAUAAGAAGUCCUGCUUAGAUUGGUGCCUCGAACACAACAUAGAAUAUGUUGAAGCCUGUGCAUCAAAUGUUGAUUUUGACAAAUGUCUUUCUGUGGAUGGUGAUUCUCAGGGCGUUGAACGGCUCUUUGGGGCACUUUCAGCUUAUAUGUGGCCUGGAAUGAUCUUGAAGUCUGGUGAUAGGAUUACUGAACCUUCAUUACCUGAACCGCAAGAAUUGUCAGAUGAAGAAUCUGAUUUUGAACUUGAAUACGAAAUCUUAUCUGCUGGCUCAGCUGAUCCCUGGGAUGACACAGAUUUAGGAUGGGUAUCUGCAGAUGCUCCCGGUGAAACCAGUGGAACAAAGGAAUCAGUUCCCAAUGGAAAGAGUGGAACCGAGUUAAUUGGACGAGAAAUGCUACCCUCAUCAUCUGCGUCUCAAUUGGAAGGAGAAAGUGAAAGAAAAGAAGUGCCCAGAGCAGAUGUAGCUGCUGGUGAUUUAGAGGAUGAUAAAGGAACAACAUUUGAUUUUGAGAAUUUAGAGCAGUUAAUGUCCGAGAUAGGGAAUGUUCGAGACAGCUUGAGGUUAAUGCCAGACUUCCAAAGGAGGGAAAUGGCUGCAAACUUGGCAAUGAAAAUGGCGGCCAUGUUUGGUGAUAGCAGUGGAGAUGAAGGAGGAUUUGAUUGAUAGGAGACGCCUAUACAGUUCACUGAUCACGAAUACCUGUCAGUUUAACUUCUUACGAAGCUGUUCAUAAAGUAAAGGUAUCUGAUAAGCGCGUUGUGCAUUCAUAUGAGGUAAGAUCGCUGAGCUAUCUGUCAAAGAUCUCUGCUACAGAAUUUGAAGCUUUAUUUCUGUGUGGUUAUGAUCCAAAGACAAAGCAAUAUUUACGAGUCCUAACAGGUGAUUGGAGAUGGUAGAUAUAUUUUUAGCUUGUUUGGCUUCUAUGUAGUUUUUCAGAUUUACCUCCCAGAAACGAUGUGCGUGUUGUUAGCAAGUUUAGUAUGUUAUGUUAUGAGAUCAGCUGUGACUAUAUUUAUCGAACUUCUGAUUAUGUUAUGAGAAUUAGCUGUCUUCUCUUGUGGGUAAACCUAAGGGGCAACAGUGUUAAUGUACGGAGAUUUGUCCGGAGGCGUAUCAUGGAUUACAUAUAUUAGGAUUGUACCCAUUCUAAACGCACUAACUCUACAUUAUGAAUCUGUAUUGCAACAACAACAACAACUCAGUGUAAUCCCACAAGUGGGGUCUGAAUAUGUAUUGGAUUUGUCUGAUUA